Messenger RNA from Linum tenue, 354 nucleotides. Lineage: Eukaryota; Viridiplantae; Streptophyta; Magnoliopsida; Malpighiales; Linaceae. The record is from the annotation of a GenBank genome assembly.
AUGGCCCAAGCCUUGAACGAAUAUGGCAUCGCUUAUUGUCACGUGAUCGAGCCCAGAAUGAAGUUAGGGGAUCGACUGUUCCAGGCCCAAGAAAGUUUGGUUCCUAUGAGAAAGGCUUUUAAGGGUACUUUCAUUUCUGCUGGUGGGUUCACCAGGGAAGAUGGGAACAGAGCUGUGGAAGAGGGACGGGCGGAUUUAGUGGCUUAUGGUCGUUGCUUGUUGGCGAAUCCUGAUUUGCCCAGGAGAUUUGAGUUGGAUGCACCUCUGAAAAAGUACGAUAGAGCCACGCUUUAUACUUUGGAUCCUGUUGUUGGGUACACAGAUUACCCAUUUCUUGAAGAGACUGGUCUCUAG